AUGUGUGGUGUGGCAAAUCUCGUACUCCAGGUGAAGCAGAAAUGCCCGCAGACAAAGCUCAUCCUCUCGGGCUACUCCCAGGGAGGGCAGCUGGUACACAACGCCGCCAAGAUACUGGGGCCGCAGGGCAUGAUCUCGGCCGUGUCGGCCGCCGUCACCUUUGGGGACCCUUACAACUCGGCCCCCGUCCCGGGCCUGCCGUCGGGCGACACCAUGAUCUUUUGCCACAACGGCGACGACAUCUGCAAGGGCGGCGAGCAGCUCUUCGACCCGCACUUCACCUACAACCGCGACGCCGGCAAGGCGGCCGACUUUGUCCUACUCAUCACCAAGCUCAGCCCAGCUAGCAACACGGCGGGCCUACGGAAUGGUACGAGGCUUCCUUUCAGUGCUUAA
Molecule: messenger RNA, 396 nt
Organism: Gaeumannomyces tritici R3-111a-1
Lineage: Eukaryota; Fungi; Ascomycota; Sordariomycetes; Magnaporthales; Magnaporthaceae
Product: cutinase
Exons: 3
Coding region: 1-396 (131 amino acids)
Biological process (GO): carbohydrate catabolic process
Cellular component (GO): extracellular region
Molecular function (GO): cutinase activity
Source: RefSeq, a predicted model, not a curated record